Trypanosoma grayi is the source of this 1359-nucleotide messenger RNA. RefSeq names its product metacaspase 5. The transcript has a single exon. NCBI's taxonomy places the organism in Eukaryota, Euglenozoa, Kinetoplastea, Trypanosomatida, Trypanosomatidae. The record is from RefSeq and is a predicted model, not a curated record. Gene Ontology annotation, biological process: proteolysis. Gene Ontology annotation, molecular function: cysteine-type endopeptidase activity. The coding region runs from base 1 to 1359 and encodes 452 amino acids.
AUGGAUCUGCUCCUAGGCAUGCUAGCGGGCAACCUAGUGGCCAAUGCCCUUCCGUAUAUGGUUUCUUCCAUCGGCAACGUGAAGAGACCAAAACGUGUCGAUAUUCAAGCGGCGUUUCGGGAGGCGCGCAACUGCCGUCCUGUCAUUCCAUACCGGGCGCCGACACCUUAUAGGGGAGGACGUGUGAAAGCCCUUUUCAUUGGCAUCAACUACACAGGGACGCAGAGCCAACUCAGCGGGUGUGUCAACGAUGUAAGGCAAAUGCUUGGUACUCUCCAACGCAUCCAGUUUCCCAUAUCGGAGUGCUGUAUUUUGGUGGACGAUCCAAAGUUUCCCAACUACACGGCCAUGCCGACCCGUGAAAAUAUUAUCAGGCACAUGGCGUGGUUGGUGCACGAUGUGCGCCCAGGGGACGUGCUGUUCUUCCACUACUCCGGGCACGGGACGCAAACGCGGGCGGAACACGAUGCAGAGGAGGAGUACGACCAGUGUCUUGUGCCAUUGGACUAUGAAUCACGUGGUGCCAUCCUUGACGACGAUUUGUUUGCAUUGCUGGUGCGGCCCCUCCCUGCUGGGGUACGCAUGACGGCCGUCUUUGACUGUUGCCAUUCCGCUUCAUUGCUGGACCUGCCAUUCGCCUUUGUGGGCGGCAACAAUAUGCUUUCUGGCGCGCGACAUGAGAUGCGGAUGGUUCGUCGCAAUAAUUUCUCCCAGGGUGAUGUGGUCAUGUUCAGCGGCUGCUCAGACUCUGGAACAAGUGCAGACGUGGCGAAUACGGCGUCGUUUGGAGCGGGUUCUGUGGCUGCUGGUGGGGCCGCUACGCAGGCACUGACCUGGGCGUUGACAAAUACCUCAGGGCUCAGUUAUGCGGAUAUUUUCGUUAAAACACGCGAAAUGCUUCGGAAUAAAAAGUACAGGCAGGUGCCUCAGUUGUCAAGCUCCAAACCAGUUGACUUGUACAAACCAUUCUCUCUGUUCGGCGCAAUUACAGUGAACCAGAACCUCAUGCACUACAUGCCGCAACAAUAUCAGCAGCCGUAUUAUCCUCCUCCGCAACUAUAUCAGCAGCCAUAUUAUCCUCCUCCUCAGCAGCAGCAGCAGCAGCAGCAGCCGUAUUAUGCUCCUCCUCGGCAGCAGCAGCAGCAGCCGUAUUAUCCUCCUCCUCCUCAGCAGCAGCAGCAGCCAUAUUAUCCCCAAGCGGCGCAGGGAAUUCCUAUCAUGCCUGCGUCAAGUGGAGCUCCACCAGGACAGUACCCACAAGCUCUCCCUGGCCUACAACACUCCAGUCCAUCCUCACAGUAUCCCCCUGUGCAGUAUUCGUCAGCACAUUACACAGGGACUGGGGGGAAGCCCCUUUGA